Salvia splendens (bonfire salvia) is the source of this 1673-nucleotide messenger RNA. RefSeq lists its product as uncharacterized. The transcript has 3 exons. The coding region runs from base 885 to 1493 and encodes 202 amino acids. NCBI's taxonomy places the organism in Eukaryota, Viridiplantae, Streptophyta, Magnoliopsida, Lamiales, Lamiaceae. The record is from RefSeq and is a predicted model, not a curated record.
GUUUUAUAAUAAAAUGUGAGUCGAAAAAGAUUAGUGGAAUAUGUGGUCUAAUACUAUUUAUGGAAUAUUCUAACCGGGAUUCUUAAAGUGGGACACUCAAAAAGGAAGGAGGGAGUAGUGUAUUUGACAUAUAUAGAAAGUGGUGUUUAGUUUAAUAUUGGAAAUUUAAGAUAGUAAUAUUCUCGUUUCCUUUUCGUUUUCAGCAAUAUAUGAAUAUUUCGUAUACAGUGGAAUUGAAAAGAGAAUCAGACGGAUGGCCAGCAAGCGCCAUUAGUGUGACUAUUUAGAACUUCGUCUUUCUUUUUUACUAUUGUUUUAAAUAUUAGUACUAAAAAAUAUGUCCAAUAGUACUAGAAAUUUAUACAAAAGAUGUUGUUUAUUUAUUAUAUUCUUCUAUCUUUAUGCUAUUUGACGCAACUCUUACCAGCGAAAGUUGGGGGAAUGUCUGAUGGAGAUUUUCGGAAUGUGUUGGGAAAAAAGUGUAUGGAAAUUUAUUUGAAGACACUUAAUAAUACAUCAUUCCCCACUAAUUGCAACCUAAUCAUUCUGAUCAGAAUGCUAAAUCAUUUUAUUAUAUCUUGUCUAGAAUUCAAUAUUUCAUUUUUGAUUUAUCAGCAUGCACUAAAUAAUGUCAUACUCAAAUAUCGCCAUAACACGUAUGCUUUAUUUAUUUAAUUUUAAAGCAGGUGUCAAUUCUUUUCUAUAUUCUCUUUUCCUUUUCCUUGAUAUUUUAAAGCGGAAGCGGAGUAAAACCAUAAAUUCCUACUACUACUACUACUACAUGCUUUUCUCACUCCAGCAAUCAGUUAAAAGGUGAGUUCACACAGCUGGAACAUUCUCACGCCAACUAUACUGCAAAUACACAGUAAGAAAUAUCUGAAAAAAUGGGGAUUUCAGUUCCCAUUCUCGCCAUCGCCAUCUCUCUGCACCUCAUUGCCUUCGUGCUCGCCGUUGGCGCCGAACGACGCCGUAGCACGGCGACGGUGAAACCAGAUGAGUACGACGAGAGAACGUACUGCGCGUACGACACCGACGCGUCGACGGUCUACGGGCUGGCGGCGUUUGGACUGCUGCUGAUUGCGCAGGCGUUGAUUCACGGCGUUACCAAGUGCUUCUGCUUUGGGAGACGGAUGAUGGGCGGCCGCCGCUCUACUACUCGCGCCGUCGUCUUCUUUGUUCUCUCAUGGGUCAUCUUUCUAGCUGCGGAGGCAUGCUUGCUGGCAGGAUCAGCUCGGAAUGCUUACCACACGAAAUAUCGAGCAAUAUUUCACGUAGAGCACUUAUCUUGUGCCACUCUUCGUAAGGGUGUGUUCGCUGCAGGUGCCGCCCUAACAUUGUUAGCAAUGAUGGCAACCACUUUUUACUAUUGGAUGCACACCAAGGCUGAUACUGGUGGAUGGGAAAAGCACCAAAACGAAGGAGUCGGAUUAACCCCCUCACAUUUUGCAGAGAAUCAGAAUCAGAUGAAGACCGGUGAAUUUGACAAAGUGUAAUCUUUGAUUGUUAAACAAAGGUUUUAAGUACUGUGGUUUGUCAUGUCUGAAAUGAUACAAAGAUGUCUGCACUGUAAUGUGCUAACUUAAGUGCAGUAUAUAAAUAUCUGUUGUAGGAUUUUUUUUUUGUUACUUUUGAUCUUCUAUAAUUGAGCUGCGCAAAUUGCAAUUUAGAUUUAA